Molecule: messenger RNA, 1259 nt
Organism: Triticum aestivum (bread wheat)
Lineage: Eukaryota; Viridiplantae; Streptophyta; Magnoliopsida; Poales; Poaceae
Exons: 3
Coding region: 2-919 (305 amino acids)
Source: RefSeq, a predicted model, not a curated record
CAUGGUACUCAUCCGUCAGAGAAAAGUGGGCGUACUGCGCAGGACGUACCAUGUGGGGGCGUUGGUUUCCUGUACCGCGGGGCCGGCGACCCGGACUACUGGACUGGUGGCGACAAGGAUUAGGUGCAUGUGCUUCUUCUCGCACGAGUCCAUUUCCCGUUCAUUGCCGGGAGACGAACAAGGUGAGCCGCGACAGCAGCCGGUGUGCUUCCUCCUCCCCCUGGAUCUGCUCAUGCCGUUCCCCGGAGCAACUACCUCGGCAGCGUUGGCCUCUGGAUCUAUCUUGGCUGCUAGGGGUGCAGGUGCGCACGACGCGCCGUGCGUUAUGGGCGGCGGCGCCGACGUUGUGCCCGAUUCGGCCAUUGGCUCGUCGGAUCCGGCCGUCGGCCCGGUCUCGCCGGACGUGCCUGAGUUGGAUCAAGGGGUGGGCUUGGCUGAUGGCGAAUUUUCCGGGGCAUCCUGCAAGACCUUCAGCUCUGGAGGCGGGGAUGUGGCGUCGGGAUUGGCGACUCCAGCCGGCGUCUCGCACAACUCCGCCCAGUCCAGCGGCUGCAGUGGCCCGGCGGAUUCGUGCACGACAUUCAGUUCAGGGGGCGUGGUCCAGCCGUCGGGAUUGGCGACUCCAGCCGUCGUCUCGCACAACUCCGUCCAGUCCAGCGGCAGCAGUGGUGCGGCGGAUUCGUGCACGACAUUCAGUUCUGGAGGCAUGGUCCUGCCGUCGGCACGGGUCGGCGACGGGACGCCGGCCGUCGUCUCGAGCUGCGCCGUGCAGUCCGCACGUCACAGCGGCCCAGCUUCGGCGAACACCACCAUCCGCGUAGGUUGGAAGCGCAGGCCAAGAGGUCCUAGUGCUCCAGACGAGAGGGCUGUAGUAGCUGAUCGUGUGCCGCCACUGGAAGCUGCUAUUCGAGGGUUAUAGGGGGACUGAGGUGGUCGUGAACCCGCAGCGAACACCGGCGCUGUAGGAGCGUCACUGCCCACCGACUGCCUUGGCGAGCAGCAGGAGGAGCGUGAACAAGCAAAUCAUCAUGGUGUUCCUGGUUGCGAUGCGUACAUCCUCCAUGGCCCCGCCGAUACCGAACAUCACGUUGGUCCCUCCUCCGGCAGCCUUGAUGAGAAGGUUGAUGCCAACACCUGUGAUGAAGAACGCGUACUGGUCCUCCCACAACCAGAAGUCGCACAGGCCUCCGUCCUGCGUCAGUUCAAAAACUGUACGAUGAACAAGAGAACGCAAAGCAAAACGCCGGAUACUGCAGCAA